GAGCCGGGUACCGAGCGCUGCCCGCCCCAGAGUACCGAUCGGAGCCGGAUACCGAGCGCUGCCCGCCCCAGAGCACCGUUCGGAGCCUGGCCGCGGGGCGAUGGAGCAGGAGAAGUACCUGCCCGAGCUGCUGGCGGAGAAGGACAGCCUGGACCCCUCCUUUGUUCACGCCAUGCGUCUCCUGGCCGACGAGAUAGAGAAAUUCCAAGGCUCUGAAGGCAAGAAGGAAGACGAAGAGAAGAAAUACCUGGAUGUCAUCAGCAACAAAAACAUCAAGCUGGCAGAAAGAGUCCUGAUCCCUGUCAAACAAUACCCAAAGUUCAAUUUCGUGGGGAAGUUGCUUGGACCAAGAGGAAACUCCUUGAAGAGGUUACAAGAAGAGACAGGUGCCAAAAUGUCCAUCCUGGGGAAAGGAUCCAUGAGGGACAAAGCCAAGGAGGAGGAGCUGCGGCGCAGCGGGGAGGCCAAGUUCGCGCACCUGAGCGACGAGCUCCACGUGCUGAUCGAGGUGUUCGCGCCGCCCGGCGAGGCCUACUCCAGGAUGAGCCACGCCCUGGAGGAGAUCAAGAAGUUCCUCGUGCCUGACUACAACGAUGAGAUCCGGCAGGAGCAGCUGCGGGAACUCUCCUACCUGAACGGAUCGGAGGACGCCGCCCGCGGCCGGGCGCUGCGGGGCCGCGGCCUGCGAGUGCCCCCCGCGGCCCCUGCCAGGGGCCGUGGGGGUGCCAUUCCUCCCCCGCCGCCGGGCCGAGGUGCCCAAGCGCCCAGAGGAGCGCCGGUGAGCCGUGGAGCCCUGCCCGUGCCCCCCGUGGCCAGGGGCGUUCCCACCCCCCGGGCGAGGGGCACCGCGGCUGUCCCGGGCUACCGACCGCCCCUGCCGCCGGCGCAUCAGCCCUACGAGGACUAUGGCUAUGAUGAUGGCUAUGGGGGGGACUAUGAGGACCCCAGCUACGAGGCCUACGACAGCAGCUACGCCACCCCCGCGCAGAGCGUGCCUGACUAUUACGAGUACGGCCCCGGGGCGAGCGAGGAGGCCUACGGCAGCUACGCACCAGAAGAAUGGGCCACAACCCGUUCCAGCCUAAAGGCACCACCUGCAAGGUCAGCCAGAGGGGGUUACAGGGAACACCCCUAUGGUAGAUAUUGAAGGUCCUGCUCACCUGUGACCUCGUCUCAAAGACAAUUAAUAGCCUGUGGUCUCCACAGAAGCAGCACCAAGACAAGUAAUAGUCCAUUUCUUUUCUACCCUAGGGCUUACUGCUCCUUCUUAGCCUCUGUGCUCCUGCCUCUCCUACAGCACUGAGGGGCAGCAGGAGAAUUUUCUAGCACGGACUUACCCCCCUGAGACAAAGCCCCUUGGCAAGCACUGUCUGAGCCCCUGCAGAUGCUGUUCUGUUGCUUGUACCAUUGCUGUCUGUACCCUGCCAAGCAUGACACUGCUCAGAGCUGCAGCCUCUCGGGGCUCAGGCUUUCUCUAGGGCUGCUGAAGGACUAGAUGAAUUUCCCCCCUUUGCUUUUCCCCUUCCC
Dryobates pubescens (Downy woodpecker) is the source of this 1527-nucleotide messenger RNA. It is a transcript of the gene KHDRBS2, whose product is annotated as KH RNA binding domain containing, signal transduction associated 2. NCBI's taxonomy places the organism in Eukaryota, Metazoa, Chordata, Aves, Piciformes, Picidae. The transcript has 9 exons. The record is from RefSeq and is a predicted model, not a curated record. Gene Ontology annotation, molecular function: mRNA binding; poly(A) binding. Gene Ontology annotation, biological process: regulation of alternative mRNA splicing, via spliceosome. The coding region runs from base 101 to 1147 and encodes 348 amino acids. Gene Ontology annotation, cellular component: nucleus.